Solanum tuberosum (potato) is the source of this 642-nucleotide messenger RNA. RefSeq lists its product as uncharacterized. Lineage: Eukaryota; Viridiplantae; Streptophyta; Magnoliopsida; Solanales; Solanaceae. Gene Ontology annotation, biological process: regulation of systemic acquired resistance. The coding region runs from base 165 to 428 and encodes 87 amino acids. The record is from RefSeq and is a predicted model, not a curated record. The transcript has a single exon.
AUGAUAAUGCCCAUUUACCAUGAGAUCAUAUUCCUGACAUCAGCAAAUUUGUGAAUCGGUGGAACGCAUUAAUAAUUAAUCAACAACCAUAUAUGGAGAAUAGACUUCAUAGACAAUUCUAGAGAGGAGAGAAUAAAAUUAACGACAACGGCGAGGCUACACUGAUGGACCGGCACAAGAAGCGGAAGAGAACAGAGAACGGCGUCGAUCGGAGCAGGCAUGAGAGAGAAAGCUCUGUGAAGGAGAACACCGCAGUAUCGAAGCCGCCGCCGCCAUCGGAGGCGGAGGUUAACGAGUUCUUCGCUAUCUUACGGAGGAUGAACGUAGCAGUGAAAUAUCUUCAGAAAAAUGCUCAGAUCGAUGAAGUAGAAGGUAGCCAUAAGAGAGUUGAUUUGGAUCUGAAUACUCUGCCGGAAAGUGGAGAUUAACGCCGACGAAGCUCCUAAGUGACCGAAUUUUAGACGGUGACGGUCCGUCUUGUACUCUGUACAGGUUAAGUACUUGCUCUUUAUAACUGACAACGAAUUUGCAAUCGCUUUUUUGGAGAAUUAUAGCGGCUACUAUUUUGUUAGGUUUUUAACUUUGUAACAAAAAACUCCAACAUGUUUAAAUUUGCAUCAAUAAAUUAUCUUUAGUAUUUUA